UGUAAGCAGUCAGUUGUUUCGGUGCUGCCGGUCGAGGAUGAAGUGGGGUCGUAUGGCGGUCUCAUGUGUCGUUUGCGAACUCGUUACAAGUUUAAUUCCGCAAAAUGUAUUUGUUUUAUACACGAAAUAGUAAAAGUGUUUUCUAUGUGAGUUAGUGUGAACAGUCUUACUAUAUGCAUGAUGUAUUCAGUUGGAUGUCGCACGUGAUAUUAACAGAAUUUUUUUGUUUUUCGUUCGUGCUAUGUCCAACGAACAACAGUACUUCAGGAUCUACUCUUUCAAAAAAGUCACGUCUGAAGCCUAUGGUCACAAUGAAGUUUUAGUCGUUCUAAUGUGCGUGAUACUUAAUUUGAAUAUCGUAUCGGCGUUGAUGUAAUCUGGCGCGUGUGUUUGACAUUUGUUCCGGGUGUGGUGUAAGACGCUACUCUGUUUUGUGUGUGUAUAUUGUGCUACUCUUGAUUGACGUCAUUUCCACGGCGUCUACGAAGAUAAGACAUGCCGGCGAGGAACAACAGUCGUUCUGACUCGAUAUCGUGAUAAAUUGCAUCUUUCCGUGUGUAAAUCAGUGAAAUAGUGUGGACAGGAAUAUGGCCUGUUGCCGGUGCCGAGUACAGACCGCAGAGAGAGUUUCGCUGACGGGAUUUCUCACGCUAGUAACGGUCUUCUUGCUUCUGUCACCCAUCGCGACCCUCGGCUUCAGCAAGUACGAGACGCCUGACCAAUGCGCCGGAAGUGCAAACAAUGAGAUGAGCUCCGGUCGCAUGUCGGUGUUAUGCAAGGUGCGAACUUUGGACGGGGAGGGAAACAACCUCAGUGCCCUUCAAGUGGAAGGCACAGCGCGGCUGCGGGUUCAGUGUAGCCAGGUACUGCUUUUCGAAAGCUCUUUGCCACCCCGCGUCUUUCAAAGACUAGGCCAGCUCGAGGAAUUGAUUAUCGAGGACUGUAAAAUUCUACAGUUACCACCUGAUGCGUUCAGUGGACUCCGAGAUUUGAAACGGUUAACGAUUAACACGCACAAUGAGGAGUGGGGCUCUAGCAAGUCACUUGAAGUAGCUCCGAGCAGUUUGCACGGGCUUAAAGAACUCCAGAUGCUGAAUCUCUCCGACAACAACAUUCGUUCUCUAUCGGAAGACGCAUUUUGUCACUUGGGAAAUCUUCAGACUUUAAAUUUAACACGAAAUCGCAUUCGUGACGCUGAUAUGUUGGGAUUCGUACCGAGGCGAAAUAUGGGUCUAUACGAAACCAGCUCCAGUGUUCCCAGGCUCGAGUGUGGUGGUGGGCUCGAUGUCAGGACUCUAGACGUGUCCUGGAACCAACUCCAGAUCCUCCCUGCCGAUUCAGGGAUCACAAGUCUUCGACAACUCCAGCAUCUAUAUCUGGAGCAUAAUGAACUGGCAGAGGUUCACGGAGACGCCUUGUCCGGCUUAACCUCUUUGAGGAUCCUCAAUAUGUCGAACAACAAGUUAGAGUCUUUGCCUGGAGGUUUGUUUGCUAGUUCCAAGGAGUUGCGUGAGAUCUACCUGCAGAACAACUGUCUGUACGAGAUGGCGCGCGGUCUUUUUCGCCGCCUGGAGCAGCUGCUCGUGCUAGACCUGUCACACAACCAGUUGAGUAGCAGCCACAUUGACAACGGAACUUUCGUCGGCCUGAUCAGACUUAUAGUCCUGAACCUCUCUCACAAUGAUAUUACCCGUAUCGGCGUCCGUACAUUCAAGGAUCUAUUUUUCCUUCAGAUUCUUGAUUUGAAGAACAAUUCUAUAGGUUACAUAGAAGACAACGCUUUCCUUCCUCUAUAUAACCUGCACACCCUAAACUUGGCUGAUAAUAGACUUCGUCACAUCAGCGCUCUGCUCUACAACGGACUCUUUGUGCUAAGCAAGCUGACACUCAGCAAUAAUUUGAUCGUUAAUAUUGACACUCAGGCGUUUAAAAAUUGUUCCGACUUGAAAGAACUCGACCUGAGUUCGAACGCUUUGACGAAAGUACCUGAGGCACUGAAGGAACUGUCCUUCCUUAAAACAUUGGAUUUGGGUGAAAACCAAAUUAGUGACUUUCAUAAUGGCUCGUUUAAAAAUCUCCAACAGUUGAAUGGUCUUCGUUUAAUCAGUAACAGUAUUGGUAACUUGACUAGAGGCAUGUUUUGGGACCUCACAAGUCUUCAGGUACUUAAUCUUGCCAAGAAUAAAGUCCAGGAUAUCGAGCGGGGUACGUUUCAAAACAACGCGCAGCUGGAAGCCAUACGCCUCGACGCCAACUUCCUCAGCGACAUCAACGGCGUCUUUAACACGCUCUCCAGUCUUCUGUGGCUCAACUUGUCUGACAACCAUCUUGUUUGGUUCGACUUCGCAUUCGUCCCGGUGAACCUCAAUUGGCUAGACAUUCACGCCAACUACAUCGAACGACUGGAUAAUUAUUUCAAGAUUCAGACAGGACUUCACAUCAAGACUCUGGACGCCAGCCAUAACAGAAUAACUGAAAUAUCCACCAUGUCCAUUCCCAACAGCAUACAGUUAUUAUUUAUAAAUAAUAAUAUGAUAUCUCUGGUUCACACAAACACUUUCUUGGACAAACAUGAUCUCGUGAGGGUCGACAUAUAUGCCAAUGAACUCGUGAAGCUGAGCAUGAACGCACUAAGAUUGUCUCCAGUUCCUGAGAACAAAACUCUCCCAGAAUUUUACAUAGGUGGAAAUCCAUUUCAGUGUGACUGUUCAAUGGAUUGGCUUCAGAUGGUAAACGACAUGACCCAACUCCGCCAACACCCUAGAAUCAUGGACUUGGAUAAUAUCAUCUGUGAGAUGACGUAUUCCCGUGGCUUGCCGACGCUGUCUGCUAUUGACGCCAAACCUUCCCAGUUCCUGUGCACCUACGAGACCCACUGUUUCGCCUUGUGUCAUUGUUGCGAUUUUGACGCCUGCGACUGUGAGAUGAUGUGCCCAUCUAACUGUACUUGCUAUCAUGAUCAGACGUGGACAACCAACGUCGUGGACUGUUCGGGUCUUGGUACGAGUCAGAUACCACACCGGAUUCCAAUGGAUGCCACCGAGCUUUAUUUGGACGGAAAUAACUUCGGCGAACUGCAGAAUCACGUGUUUAUUGGCCGUAAAAAUAUGCGAAUUCUGUACGUUAACGCCAGCCGAGUGGAGACUAUUCAGAAUCGUACUUUCAAUGGACUUAAUUCUCUUCAGAUUCUUCAUCUUGAAGAUAACAGAAUCCAUGAACUGAAGGGUUUCGAGUUCGAGCACUUGUCACAUCUCAAAGAACUUUAUCUGCAGAACAAUAUAAUUGCAUUUAUUGGUAACGUCACUCUUCUACCACUAAGAUCUUUGGAAAUAUUAAGGCUGGACGGAAAUCGUUUGAAGACUUUUCCCGUCUGGCAACUUACGCUAAAUUCGUAUCUCGUGGAGAUAACGUUGGGUAAGAACAAUUGGUCUUGUCGCUGCAAGUUCCUCCAAGAACUGAAGAUCUGGGUAGCGGACAAUGCUCGCAAAGUGAUUGACAGCGAGGACAUUACGUGCCUCAACAACGAAACUAAACCUCCGGAGCGACGGGCUGUGGAUUUGAACAAUACUGCUUGUGUUGAUUAUUAUUCUGGUGGGUCUGUCAUCGAGAGAUUUAUCGUUUCUGACUAUUUGCCCAUGGUCAUUGUUACUCUAUCAGCCUUCGUAUUGGUGCUCCUGCUUACUGUACUUGUGUUUGUGUUCCGGGAACCAGUUAGGGUGUGGGUGUAUUCGCGUUAUGGAAUUCGUUUGUUUCACUUCAAAGCUGGCUCCGCUAAACACUACGGUGAGGACCGCGAGAAGCUGUACGAUGGUUACGUAUGUUACAGCCCCAAGGAUGAGGAAUUUGUAUUGCAGUCCAUUGUCGCGGAAUUAGAACAAGGCAACCCUUCCUUUCAGUUGUGUUUACAUUACCGUGAUCUGGUGCAUCACGCCUACAUGCAACUCUCCACUUCUCCCGUUGUGAUGGAAGCGGCUGAAGCCAGUCGCAGGGUUAUCCUUGUCUUGUCUCGCAACUUCUUGCAGACAGAAUGGUCCCGGCUCGAGUUCCGGUCGGCACUGCAUGAAGCUCUCAAGGGACGGGUCUUUAAGUUAGUCAUCGUAGAAGAGGGCACUAGCUUACCGGAGGCAGAAUUGGACCCUGACCUGAGGCCUUAUCUGAAGACUGGAGCCCGAAUUCGUUGGGGUGAGAAGCGGUUUUGGGAAAAACUGAGGUACGCGAUGCCUAACGGCGCCAGCCAACGCAAAAGUUCCAUGUACCGACAGAAUAUCAAUAAUUACACUCUAGAUUCUGGAGUAGGCAACGGAACUCAUCACCACGCGUAUCUAGAAAAGACCAAACAUCCUCAUUCGGCAUCACCUACCCUGCAGAUGCACAUCAAUAACCACCCGCUUUUCCAGGCGGCCGCGGCGACCAACAACGAGGCUCCACACAUCGUGGUCCCCCCUUCAUACUCCUCGACAGCCACUCUGCCAAGAACUCCUCUCAAACAUCGCAGCAAUCACCAAGAAGUGGGGCACGAAAACGAAGAAACCAACUACUCGUCGGCGACCACCGCAACCCCAUCACCCAGACCAGCUCACAGGCACGACAAGCGUCCUCACAAUGAUUUUAUUUUGGGGGCGGUCGUUGGGCACGAUUCAGAAUCGAGCUCAAGUCCUCGCCCCAUCUCUGAGCACAUUUACUCUUCUAUAGACUCGGACUAUUCUACGCUGGAGAGAAAGGCGUCAGGGAUGCCGAGGGGGAUGUACCAACAGCAACAGCAGCGCAGGCAACCGUGGAGGACUGCUGGAGCUGGUCCCGUCAGAGAUAAGAGUGGCGUAAAGUCGUAUCUGGUGUGACGCGAGCAGAUACUUGCUGUGCAGGCCAGGAUGGCGCGGAUGCUGCAAAGACAACAGCAGUUUUUUUGUUUUGGCAAAGUUAGUGCAGCAAAAAAAAAGAAGAAGAAGAAGAAGAAGAGAGAGAGAGAAAAGGGGGCAUAUGAAUCGUGGGAAAGUAUCAGCUGCUGCUACACACGAGUUUUGAC
This is a messenger RNA of Zootermopsis nevadensis, 5023 nucleotides long. RefSeq names its product Toll-like receptor 7 (gene Toll-7). Gene Ontology annotation, molecular function: protein binding. Gene Ontology annotation, cellular component: extracellular matrix. Lineage: Eukaryota; Metazoa; Arthropoda; Insecta; Blattodea; Termopsidae. Gene Ontology annotation, biological process: signal transduction. The record is from RefSeq and is a predicted model, not a curated record.